AUGAAGCAACAAAUCCCAGUCCUUUGCACCCUGGGUCUGCUUGCUGGGGUUUUCGGCCUUGCUCGAGGAGAUGACUCUAAUAAGAGUGCUUACGGCUCGCUAGUAGUUGUUGAGGAAUUAUUUUUCGAGUAUAGUUGUAUGGGUACUAGUAUUACCGGGCCUUUAGAAAGCAGCAAGACAAGCUGGUACUACUACAAUUCCGCCAUCGGCUGGAUGCACUACCAAUUGCCUAACUACCGUCAGAAUCACACAGACUGGGGGCAUUACAACGCAAUUUACUGGCGGACCAACACCUGGUACUACUACAAUUCCGCCAUCGGCUGGAUGCACUACCAAUUGCCUAACUACCGUCAGAAUCACACAGACUGGGGGCAUUACAACGCAAUUUACUGGCGGACCAACAGCUGGUACUACUACAAUUCCGCCAUCGGCUGGAUGCACUACCAAUUGCCUAACUACCGUCAGAAUCACACAGACUGGGGGCGUUACAACACAACUUACUGGCGGACCAACACCUGCUGGUACUACUACAAUUCCGCCAUCGGCUGGAUGCACUACCAAUUGCCUAACUACCGUCAGAAUCACACAGACUGGGGGCGUAACAACGCAAUUUACUGGCGGGCCAACACCUGCUGCUACCGUCAGAAUCACACAGACUGGGGGCGUUACAACGCAAUUUACUGGCGGACCAACACCUGGUACUACUACAAUUACACCAUCAGCUGGGUGCAUUACCGACUGCCUAACUACUGUUCGAAUUACACAGAAUGGCGGCACGGUCACCGAAACAGUCCCUGGACCAUUACCUGGCACGUCGACUAUUACGCCGCCUAUAGACUGUACGCAUCCCUGUACGACGACGGUUAUUAUAACAACUACGCCGAAUCAGCCACCAGAUACAGUUAUCACAAUUACUACAAUUGGCACGAUACCUGGCACGUCGACUAUUACGCCGCCUAUAGACUGUACGCAUCCCUGUACGACGACGGUUAUUAUAACAACUACGCCGAAUCAGCCACCAGAUACAGCUAUUACAAUUACUACAACUGGCAGGAUACCUGGCACGUCGACUAUUACCCCGCCUAUUGA
Drechmeria coniospora is the source of this 1089-nucleotide messenger RNA. RefSeq lists its product as uncharacterized. The transcript has 5 exons. The record is from RefSeq and is a predicted model, not a curated record. Bases 1 to 1089 code for a protein of 362 amino acids. Lineage: Eukaryota; Fungi; Ascomycota; Sordariomycetes; Hypocreales; Ophiocordycipitaceae.